GCUCUGCUCCCCCACCAUCGUGUGCUGGCGGGCCGGGACAUGGACACGAGCAGUUAUUUUAAACCAAGCAGUGAGCAAGGUGACGGCGGUGCUGACGUGGGGACGGGGACAGGGUGGCAUUUGGGGAUGUUGCAAGCAGUGGUGUGCGUUGCUGGGCGGUUUCAGGGCACGUAAGCUGGCGACUUCCUGAGCUGCGAGUGCCGACUUCCUGAGCGGGCACAGCCAGGGCGGAGGUAGGAGGAAUUUUUCUUUAAUAGAUAGAUAAACUUCGCUUUAAUCAAUCGCUUCUGCCUUUCUCCUCCUCCAGUCCCAAGCUGGGAGAUGCCAGGGCCACAGCCCAGCAGCCACAAUGCACUCCUGGGCUGCUGCAUGCAUGGCAGUCCGGCAACAUGGGUACAGCUGGUGUAAAUAGAUGCUGGUAGUAUUGUCCCAAAGGGUGGGGUUAGGAUGCUGUGGGCUGGGGGACCAGGGGUAGGUGGGCAGAGAUGGAACCUCCAACCCCAGGCAGCAUCACUGCUGGGUGCUGAGAUGCCAUUCCAUCCUCAAAGGGAGAGCAGAAAAGGGGUGCGGACAUGCAGACAGCAAAGUGGGGGCUGCAGGAAUCAAUGUGUUGGCAGGGCAGCCUCUGGCACACACAGAGCCCUCAGGGCGUUGGUACCCAUGUGCUCCAUGCACAGGAUAAGGCCACACCAAAUCACAGCCAUGUGCUGUGUCCUCACCAUGCCCCUUCCAGCCCCCACCGCUGGGUGCGCACCCCAGCCCAAGGAUCCGGUGUCCCCAUCACAGCAGAUGCCCAGCCCGGCACCCGACGGGGUUGGGCUGGAGGCUGCACAAAGGGGCACCCUCAGUAAAUCAAUCCUGCAUGGAAAGACCCCCGGUUGGGUGGGGGCACUGGGGAUUCUGCGGAGCUGCAGCCAGCCUGAAGGUUUCACUGCCAGGGAUGCAGGCAUGGCCCUCCCCGCCCUCCUCCUCCUCCUCCUCCUCCUCCUUCUCCUCCUCCUCCCGGGGAGGAGGGCGGCAGUACCCGCAGCUGGCGCUGCAGCGGGUGAAGCGGCUGCCGGGGGAGUCUGAUUUCCAACGCCGUGUAUUAAUAACCCCCACCCGCCCCAUGCUAAGCCCAUGUGCAGCGCAGUGCAGGGGGCACCGGGCUCCGGGAGAGCAAGGGACCUGAUGGCAGAGCCAGAACCUCCUCCAGAACCGCUGCCAGAUGAAGCAGGAGCGGCCCCAGUCCCACACCCCAGGGCUCCGUGCAGCCCAACAGACCCAGCGCUGGGCCUGGGGGCUGCUCCUGCUCCGGGUGCCUGCGGGGAGCUGCAGGAAGGUGUUGGGGACACGGCCUUGAACCUCACCAUGCUGGGGACACUGCUGGGCGAGGAGACGGCCGGGACAGGGGCACUGCUGGGGAUGGAUGGAGCAGAAAUCCCACUGGAUGCAGAAACAGAUGAACAGAUCCUUCUGGAUGUGGAUGCUGGUGGGACAGGGAUCCCACUGAAUAUGGAUGGGGCAGGAAUCCCAUUGGAUGCAGAAGAUGAAGCAGGGAUCCCUCUGGAUGUGGAUGCUGGCAGAACAGGGACGCUUCUGGAUGCUGAUGGAGCAGGACUCCCACUGGAUGUGGAGGCGGAAGGGUUAGGGAUCCUGCUGGAUAUGGAUGCCGCCGUGGCGGGACUCCUGCUGGAUAUGGAUGGGGCAGGAAUCCCACUGCACAUGGAUGGGGCAGAGAUCCCACUGGAUGCAGCCAGGGCAGGGAUCCCAUCGGCCAUGGACACCGACGGGGCAGGAAUCCCGCCAGGCGCAGCGGGGAUCGGGGUCCCGCAGGACAUGGACGCGGAGGGGGCGGGCACCCCGCAGGCCGCAGAGGGCACGGAGCGGCCGUGCCUCAGCCUGGAGGAGCUGGGCGAGUAUUUCCAGGAGUGCAUCGAGGCGGUGGAGCAGCUGGAGAAGGAGCGCGACGCGCUGAUCGAGGAGCUGACGCAGCUGCGCGAGCCGGCGCUGCAGGACAUCCGCCAUGCCCACCAGGAGAUCCAGGCCGCCUGCCGGCUGCUGGCCAAGGUGGAGCUGGAGAGGGACAACCUGAGGGACGAGAUCCGUCAGAUCAAGCAGAAGCUCUUCAAGGUGACCAAGGAGUGCGUGGCCUGCCAGUACCAGCUGGAGAGCCGCCGCCACGACCUCUCGCAGCACGCGGCGUAUCGGGACGAGCUGGAGAACCAGGCCGGGCGGCUGUCGGGAGAGCUGAGCCGCCUGCGGGAGAGCUGCGAGAAGGAGAAGGAGGCCCUGAGGCAGCGCCUGGAGGCCCCGCCGUGCCGCCAGGACCCGCAGUACCUGCAGGAGAGCCGGCGGCUGUCGGCCGAGUUCGAGAGCUUGGUGACGCGGAGCCGCCGCGGCCUGGAGGAGCACUACGAACCGCAGCUGCUGCGGCUGCUGGAGAGGCGCGAGGCGGGGACACGGGCACUGCAGGAGCUGCAGGGAGAGGUGCAGGGCAUGAAGGAGGCCCUGCGGCCCUUGCAGGGCGAGGUGAGCCGGCUGCGGCUGCAGAACCGGAGUCUGGAGGAGCAGAUCGUGCUCGUCAAGCAGAAGCGCGACGAGGAGGUCGGGCAGUACCGGGAGCAGGUGGAGGAGCUGGAGGACAGGCUGAAGGAGCUGAAGAACAGCGUCCAGCUCCAGCAGCGCAAGAACCAGGAGCUGGAGGAGCUGCGGAGCAGCCUGCACCACGAGCUGUCCAUCUACAAGGGCUGCUUAGAAAUCUACGGCCACCUUUGCAAAUCUGAAGAAAAACCAGACCAGGAAUGUUAGAGAUGAGAUUUCCUCCUCACCAAAGGGCGGUGCUGGAACCUGCAGGGUCGGCUCCUCUCGCUGCCCGAAGUCAGAGCACCCCUCUGCUGUGGAUCUUCUACUAAUCUGCUUCUCCACAAGCGAGCAGAGAAAAUGGUACUUGCACUGAACGGACAUGGCUGAAGAAUCACACGUGUAUGUUUUGCUGUGUUUGGAAAAUGUAUCGCGUCCUGUUCCAUAGGUAGAGCAUAUAAGCCUGCACAGAAAGGACUUAUGGGGCUGAAUGCUGAAGUUUACGUACAGAAGUGUUUCCUUUUGUAGCUCAGUGGUGUCUGCUGUAUUGCGAUGCGCUCCAUGGACGGCCACAGAAACUGAAGUCUGUGGAUAAAAGGUUUCCACUUUAUAGUCUCACACUGAAAAUAAAGGUCAGAGUUUAAGGAUCUUUUUAUUUCUCAAAGCUGUGUGUCAAAGAAAAAUAAGCUUGUGUGUCAAAGUGAGGGGCUUGAAAGGCACCCAAAUAUUCACGCUUAACAAAACAUGGAGAAUAAAAAAAACAAAUCACCACCCACGUUGUUCUGUGUAAGGGCUGAAGGCAGACCCAAAAUUGAGGCAGCAGCACACAGCAGGAGGAAGGCACACUCCACUGCAUCCCUGACUGCUCUGAGCUGUUCAGUACUCAUUUCACAGAGCAAGCAGCAGAAACAAGAGGAGGCAGCCUGCAGAAGCAUGCACUGCAGACCCAAAGUAUAUUCCAGCACCCACACCCUCACAGCACCCAGAGACUCCUCGUUCUCCUCCCUUUCCUUGCUUUCCCAAGGGAUACAAUUUACCCUCAUGAAAACAGUCAAUGCAGAAGGAAAACACCAGCACAAAAUCACACAGCCAUGCAGCACAUACGUAGAAAAAAUUUAUUCCAUCUGAAGCACUUACACGCAGUUAGUCAUGAGGAACAUGAGGAGUAACGGGUCGCUGGUGGAAGAUGGGCAGGAAGUAGUGGUCAAGGACUGACUCCCACAAAGGCAGUUUGCCCACGUCUCAUUUGCUUUAUUUGCACCAGCUACCACUGCUGUAGGUCACCGGGCUGUGCCAUCUGUGGUACAUCGCUGGUAAAACAGACACCUUUACAACUUUGUGGCCCCAAAGUUUUAAAAACCAUUUCACAGAAAGGAAAGAAAUAUAUGUGAAAACACAGCUCAAGAAACACACAAUAGAACAAGAUGCAUGGAAGGUGAGUGAUGCUCUGCAGGAACAGCUGAUGUAUCCAAACCACUGUCAUCCAGGGGAUGGAAGGAAAGGGGAAGGACAGAAGGAAGAACUGAAAAACCCACAAUUACCAGCAAAGACAAAAGAAAGUAUAGGAAGAAAUACAAUUUCAGAAUCUGCAAGUCUCUUUAUGUAUCUGCAGAGGCAGAUAAAGCCACGCAGGUACAGAUUAACUAAAAGAAUCCCAACACUUCUGAACUGUACUGAAGAGGACAAGAUGUUCCCCGCUCAUUUCUGAACUACCAGUGGAUUAACACUUGCACCAUCUCUGCUGGCUCAAGUGCCCUCUGGCAGCUCUGCUGAUUUAACUUUUGUUUAAAUUAGGCAAAAGCCCGCAGCUGUAGCAAGCUAAAGACAGAAAACAGUAACAAAAAAUUUGUUCUGCAUGAGGAAGGCAGCUAAAAUGGGACGGCUCUGCACACAAGAGGUUGCUGUGGGAAAUCUGACUGAGGAGCUGCAGCACAGCACCAGCUGAGUUGGACUAAAAGCCCUUUUCUUAGGGAGUUCUGCCCGGGGUAAAAAGCACUGCUGAUGGUUUCUACAGAAAGAUGGCUGAACACAAAGUCCACGUGUGUCUCAAAACCAGUGUUAAGUCAAUAUCAGGGCUGAGAGGG
Phasianus colchicus (ring-necked pheasant) is the source of this 4646-nucleotide messenger RNA. RefSeq names its product syncoilin, intermediate filament protein (gene SYNC). The record is from RefSeq and is a predicted model, not a curated record. NCBI's taxonomy places the organism in Eukaryota, Metazoa, Chordata, Aves, Galliformes, Phasianidae. Gene Ontology annotation, cellular component: intermediate filament.